AUGACCGUGCAUGUACCAUAUAGUGCUUGGAGUGAACAGUGUCGAGCACUACUUGAAGUUCAUUCAAAACUAGAUGCUCUUUGCGUUUGCGAUCAUGGAAGUCGUGUACUAGGAAGUGCAUUUAAAAUCCCGGAAUUUGCGAGUAUAACUAAUUUGAGUACAAAUCAAGUUCGUGCUAUACGUUUGGUUAUGGCAAAAAUUGGCACACAAAAACUAAAUAUUGAUUUUUUAAAUGAUCGUUUUGUUGUUAUUGAUGCAAACAAUGAAAUGUUAUCAGCUAAAUCUGGUAAAAAAAGUUUAUUUGUUGAAUUAACUAAAACAUUAUGUGUAUUCGGUUUGUCAAUGGAUACAGAGACUGAAAAUAAACAUGCAACUGCGCUUGAAGCAAUGCGAGAUAUACAAAAGUAUUAUGAAGAUGCAGAAUUUUAG
Molecule: messenger RNA, 429 nt
Organism: Schistosoma intercalatum
Lineage: Eukaryota; Metazoa; Platyhelminthes; Trematoda; Strigeidida; Schistosomatidae
Source: the annotation of a GenBank genome assembly